CUUAUGAUCAUUGCUAGAGGGACUCCUGGAUUUUCUGGUGCUGACCUUGCCAAUUUGGUUAAUAUUGCUGCUGUGAAGGCCGCGAUGGAUGGUGUCAAAGCUGUAAGCUUGGCUGAUCUAGAGUAUGCUAAGGACAAGAUCAUGAUGGGAAGUGAGCGCAAAUCAGCUUUCAUAUCCAAAGAGACGAAAAAGCUUACAGCCUACCAUGAAGGCGGCCAUGCUCUUGUUGCUAUUCAUACUGAUGGGGCGCUUCCAGUUCACAAGGCAACCAUUGUUCCACGUGGAAUGGCUCUCGGUAUGGUUGCUCAAUUGCCUGAGAAGGAUGAGACUAGUAUGUCCCGUAAGCAGAUGCUAGCUCGGCUUGAUGUUGCUAUGGGUGGGCUGUCGCUGAAGAGCUCAUUUUUGGAGAAGGUGAAGUAACUUCUGGUCCAUCUAGCGAUCUCCAGCAAGCAACCAAUCUCGCCAGGGCCAUGGUUACUAAGUGGGGUAUGAGCAAAGAAGUUGGGCUCGUCACCCACAACUAUGAUGAUAAUGGGAAGAGUAUGAGCACUGAAACGAGGCUUCUCAUUGAGAAGGAAGUAAGAGAACUGCUUGAAAAGGCUUACAACAAUGCGAAAACGAUUUUGACCACCCACAACAAAGAGCUUCAUGCUCUUGCCAAUGCAUUACUUGAGCAGGAAACGCUGACCGGAAACCAGAUAAAGGCCCUGCUUACACAGGUCAAUUCUCAACAAAUACAGCAGCAGCAACCUCAAUUAGUUACUGAGGAGAGCACAUCACCAUCCAAUCCAGCUCCUCCGUCAAGUCCAACAGCCGCAGCCGCAGCAGCAGCCGCUGCUGCUGCCGCUGCUGGUGCUGCAGCUGCGGCCACUGCCGCAGCCAAAACCAAAGGCAUUGCUCCUGUAGGACCUUAGUAUGGUAACUUAUUGGUAGUUUUUAUCAAUCCAAUGUGCAUAUAGGGGAUCAUUUUCACGCGAGCUUUCCACCCUUUUCAUUGUUGAGUUACUAUCAAGGAGGUGAUUAAUGUAUGGAGGUGAGUUUAGAGGUCAAUGGAAAUAGUAACAGAUAAAUUGGCAAAUUCAUGUUGUCUAAGUGUGUGUCAUAUUUAGUUGUCCUAAGGCCUCUUUCUUUUGGUGUUAUAAAGCCACUUAGCUGACCUUACAGAUCUUAAUUUUAAUUAUCUGCAGACUCAUUUACUUGCCAAUUUGAGUUGGAUAUUUUUCAUGAGUAUAUUGUAAAA
This is a messenger RNA of Nicotiana attenuata, 1240 nucleotides long. Its product is annotated as ATP-dependent zinc metalloprotease FTSH 5, mitochondrial-like. The record is from RefSeq and is a predicted model, not a curated record. Gene Ontology annotation, molecular function: ATP-dependent peptidase activity; metalloendopeptidase activity; ATP binding. Gene Ontology annotation, cellular component: chloroplast thylakoid. Bases 4 to 420 code for a protein of 138 amino acids. Lineage: Eukaryota; Viridiplantae; Streptophyta; Magnoliopsida; Solanales; Solanaceae. The transcript has a single exon. Gene Ontology annotation, biological process: proteolysis.